AUGAGUAGCCAGACCGGACAGAAUGGCCCAGCCGAUAACCAGUACCUAGCCAUGGUCGGCGAUGUCCAAGCCGAGCUGACCCGCCUUCAAGUCCAGCAUCGUUGGAUCCAGAUGUGCCUCAAAGAUAAGAUUGUUUUCGCGCCAGUGGAUACCACGAAUGGCGGGCUCAGGAUUCUCGACAUGGGCUGCGCCGACGGAACACUACUACGGGACCUGCAGAAACAGGUUCCACCAUCCGCGCACAUGGUCGGCGCCGAUGUUUCAACCAUUUUCCUGCCCACGUCAGCUCAGGGCAACAUCCGCUACGUAACCCACGACGUUUGCGAUCCACCGGCCGGGGAUCUAAAGGGCCAAUUCGAUCUGACCCACGUUCGCAAUGUUCUCCACAGCGCCCACCGGUCCGGCAUUGAGCAGGCCAUCGCAAACCUCGCCGAUACGUUGGCCUCGGGAGGCUGGUUGCAGAUUAUGGAGCUGGACAUCAGUCCAGACCAGCCGAACCAACCCCAGUCACUGAAAGAUCUCAUUCACAUCAUUGGGACCAUGUUUGAGAAGCAGGGAAUGGAUCGUAAAUACGCGUCCAAAAUUCCAGAGGCAAUGAAGAUGACCGGUCUCCAAAACUUCAAGGUCGAGCGAGUGGAGUGUGGGAUUGGUAAAGUGCAUGGCGACGAGGCCGCCGUCAAAUCUUCCAUCGAGCCCUUCAUGCACACCAUUCCGCUUGUCGCCAGGAACGCCCAAAUGUUGGUUCCUGAUAUGGAUCCGGUAAUCUAUACCAACCUGGAGGAGAGAUACACAAAGGAGAUGACUGAGCAGGGCGGCAUUUUCCCAGCGAACGUCUUCAUGGCUCAGAAGCCCGUUGCGUGA
Molecule: messenger RNA, 861 nt
Organism: Colletotrichum tamarilloi
Lineage: Eukaryota; Fungi; Ascomycota; Sordariomycetes; Glomerellales; Glomerellaceae
Product: methyltransferase
Exons: 4
Coding region: 1-861 (286 amino acids)
Source: RefSeq, a predicted model, not a curated record